UGGGGGCGGAGACGAGGAAGUGGGUGCGAGGCGCGGGGCGCAGGCCGUGCGCGCGCCGCCCGCUCCAUCCCUGCCCGGAGCGCAGCCGGCGCGGGCGCGGGACCGAGGCGAACCGGGUGCGGAGCCAACGCCCGCGGCAGCAGCACCAGCUCCUGCCCUCCACUGACUGCAGAGAGGGAGAUCCCCAAUACUUGACUCCAUCACGCAGAUGGGAGCAGGCACCAGCUAUGGAGAGGGAUACAGCUGUGUCUCCACAUGACCCAUCCUGCAUGACACCAAAGCCACCGCCAGACAGUGCCUCGGAUUCUAUGCAAAACCCGGGGAGCGGAGACCUACCCGAGUCCCAGGAGGAAGCUAGCUCUUCAGGGGAUCAUCUGAACACUGGAGUUUGAUACAUGAACCUGGCUUCAAGGCUUUGCUUUUCUCUAUUCUUCAUUCAUAUUCAUUCUCAACACCUUAGAAGGUGUUGCUUAAUUUAUUUCUAGAAAAGCAGCCCAGAGUCAGUCAUUGAAGCCUUCCCCACCCCCUGGCCAAAAAAAAAAAAAUUGGACACAUUUUGGCUCUGUUGGGAGCCUGGAAUCCAGUGGUUGGCGUAAUUGUCACAUUGGGAGCGGAGAAGCAGCAGCCAGGGGCCCUGGUCAGGGGACCCAGCCAUAGGGUCCCAGCAUGGCACCCAAUGGCACAGCCUCUUCCUUUUGCCUGGAGUCUACCGCCUGCAAGAUCACCAUCACCGUGGUCCUUGCGGUCCUCAUCCUCAUCACCAUUGCUGGCAAUGUGGUCGUCUGUCUGGCCGUGGGCUUGAACCGCCGGCUCCGCAACCUGACCAAUUGCUUCAUCGUGUCGUUGGCUGUCACUGACCUGCUCCUCGGCCUCCUGGUGCUGCCCUUCUCUGCCAUCUACCAGCUGUCCUGCAAGUGGAGCUUCGGCAAGGUCUUCUGCAACAUCUACACCAGCCUGGAUGUGAUGCUUUGCACAGCCUCCAUUCUCAACCUCUUCAUGAUCAGUCUCGACCGGUACUGCGCUGUCAUGGACCCACUGCGGUACCCUGUGCUGGUCACCCCAGUUCGGGUCGCCAUCUCUCUGGUCUUAAUUUGGGUCAUCUCCAUUACCCUGUCCUUCCUGUCUAUCCACCUGGGGUGGAACAGCAGGAACGAGACCAGCAAGGGCAAUCAUACCACCUCUAAGUGCAAAGUCCAGGUCAAUGAAGUGUACGGGCUGGUGGAUGGGCUGGUCACCUUCUACCUACCGCUACUGAUCAUGUGCAUCACCUACUACCGCAUCUUCAAGGUCGCCCGGGACCAGGCCAAGAGGAUCAAUCACAUUAGCUCCUGGAAGGCAGCCACCAUCAGGGAGCACAAAGCCACAGUGACACUGGCCGCCGUCAUGGGGGCCUUCAUCAUCUGCUGGUUUCCCUACUUCACCGCGUUUGUGUACCGUGGGCUGAGAGGGGAUGAUGCCAUCAAUGAGGUGUUAGAAGCCAUCGUUCUGUGGCUGGGCUAUGCCAACUCAGCCCUGAACCCCAUCCUGUAUGCUGCGCUGAACAGAGACUUCCGUACCGGGUACCAACAGCUCUUCUGCUGCAGGCUUGCCAACCGCAACUCCCACAAAACUUCUGUGAGGUCCAACGCCUCUCAGCUGUCCAGGACCCAAAGCCGAGAACCCAGGCAACAGGAAGAGAAACCCCUGAAGCUCCAGGUGUGGAGUGGGACAGAAGUCACAGCCCCCCAGGGAGCCACAGACAGGAAAGUUAUACUGCUCCUAAGGAACCAAAUGCAACAAUAUGUCUUCAAGUUUCAACCAUGCUAGCACAAAAAGAUCUUCCUCAUUAUUUUUAGCCGUGGGAAGGUGCUCUAUGGUAUUGGUAUUGGUAGGUACCCCACAGUUUAGCUGUCUUCCUAGCGACAGACAUUUGAGUUAUUUCUAUUUUUUUGGCUGUUUAAACAGUGAUAUGCUGAUCAUCUCAUGCACAUGUGUAAGUGCAGGUUUUUUGGUUGUGUAUGUGUGUGUGUGUUUAGCAUAAGGGUACCUGCAAAUGUCUUUCUGGAUGUGGAGUAUACAUGCUGCCGAACAGCCCUCCAGAGAAGCAAAGCAUGUUCACACUCCCACCAGCAACACUGGGAAGAAAUUGUCUCUUCACAGCCUCAACAUCCCACCUGUGCCUUCUAGUCCUUCUAGUCCUCCUAGAGAUGCCCUACUUCCAGGGCAGGACAGAAAAGGUAGGUAGAAGAAAUACUCAGACUUCCCCCGAGGCUCACCCCAGGCUCUCCCUGAGCUCUACCAAGUCCUGCCUUCCUCCUUGGACCUCUGUGGAGGAAGCCAGUCCUGCCCGAGUCACCCAGCUAUUAGAGGCUGUAUCAGCUAAGAAUGGCUGCAGGAGUGCUGCGUAACAAACAUCCACAAUAUCUCUCGGCAUGUGAUUUAGCUCGUUCAUCUGUAGGCAGCUAAUCUAGGAUUGGCUCUGCUGGGAUGGUUCAGCAUUGCUUCCGGUGUCUCCCAGGCUCUCCUGGGACCAUCAGGGCCACCCAGGCAUGUUCUUCUCCGGGAAAUGGCAGGGACAUAAGAGAGCAAGCCCAGCAACACAUGUGCAUUUCAAGUUUCCAGGCAUCUCAUCUGCAAACACACCAUGAGCCAGAGCAAGUCCCAUGGCCAAGCCGUGGAUGAAGCAAGUAAACCCACCCCUUCACUCUCCAGCGGAACUGAGGUGAGGGGUGAAUGACUAUCUAAUCCGCCACAGAAGCCAGGCCAGAUAUGACCUGAAAUCUGCCUGACGCCAGAGCCCUGCAGAGCAAGGGUCUCAGGAUGGAGACAGGGUCCCCCAACUGUCUGGAAAUGAGUUCUUUAAAGAUCCUCAACUCCCCAUUAUUGAAGUUGUCUUCAAUCUCCUACACACACCACAAUGCUUUUCUACCCUGCCCCACAGUGAGAUCUCUAAGACUCAAAUCUGGGCCUUGGCACUGCCUGGCUAUGGGCCCCUCAGUGUUCUACCUCCAUCACCACUGACCCACCCCCCGUGGUCUGGCUCUGCCUAAUGGUCCAGGCUCACUCACAGCCCUCCCCCUUUGCCGCACUCUCCUCUCUUGCUCAAGGACCCAACCUCUCAUGCAUGUUCUUACUCCAUGGUCUCGUCUGCUGCAGAAUUCCCUUCCCAGGCAUCAUUCAAGUCCCAGCUUGGGCCUCACCUCCAUUUCAAAGUGAUCCCUGUCUCUGUUCCCAGACUAAUUCAUUUUACUUCCUCCCUUGGCACAUCCCUCUGUCCAAGAGACACAUCACAGACAUCCCAGAGGGUCUAACUCAGAUGCCUUCAGGGGCCACUAAAGCUCACUGGCUUAAGACAAACAGAAGAGGGUGCCUAGCAAUUUACAACCAAUGUCCCUGCUGUUGAUCUCCACCCCAGCCAUGCUAAUUGCACACAUGUUUAUAUGACCUUGGCCAAAACGGACCAGAGCAACUCUGCUGGACGAUGAUGCUGCCACCCGGGACUGUGGGCCGAGUCUAUUUUUCAGGAGAAGACAUAAAUUUGGAUAUUUAUUAGGAAUAUUAGAUGGGUUAAUAUUUGUAAAGCUCUAAGAAGGAUGCUGGGGGCAUCGUAAAUGCUGUAUACUUGUUAAAGUAAGUGGAUAGAUGGAAGGAAGGGAAGGAGAGAGGAAAGAAGGGAGAGGAGGAGGAUAAGUUAGAUAAAUCUCUCUUUGAAAAGUUGGUAAUUUAAAAAAAUGCUAUACUGAAACAACCAAGCCUUUUUAUAGGCCACAUUUGAUCAGAAGGCUGCCAGUCUGUGGACUCAGGAACAGAACUGCCCUGUUACUCUGGGGGAGCCCCUAGAGGAGAAAGUAGGGGUGGGGUGUGGCCCCUGCCCAGAGCAGACACCACUGAGGAUGCCUCCUCCAUUUCCCUCUGCCCUGACAACACCGCACACACACUUCCCUCAGCCCCUCCAGGGGAACUGGAGAGAGCAGGCAGACCUCAGAGGAAAAGAAAUACAGAGAGAUUGGGAAUUGCCUCUGUCUUGACCAGGGUUUCUCUACAGUGCUCAAGAGAGGUCCCAAGAGCCUCCUGACCUCAGAAAGGCUCUUUAGUGAGCCCGCUCCUCCCAUCUUCAUUGCCAUUGCCCUAUGUCAGGCCUCGCCUUACCUUUCUUGGACUCACCACUAGCUUCCAGUCCUCAUUCCCUCCUCGUCCAAUGUCUAUGGACACCUCUCUGUGUCCCCAAGGGCAUCUCAGAGCCAGCAGGUCAUGGUAUCUGACUGGCUUUGAAUUCCAGCUGAGGGAACAAGUCACACUCCAGUUCCCUCAUCCACCAAUGGGGAAAAUUGGUGGUAUCUUACAGAGUUGUUGGAAGGUUUCAAAGGAUGUCAUGCCUGCAAAGUGCUUGGCACAAUGCAACCAAAGAGCUUAGACAAUGUCAUGCGCUCAAUAAGCAUCAGCUACUGCGACUGCCAAAGCGCAAGUCAUUGAGUGCUCUUCUGCUUAAACAUCUUUGUAGCUUUCAUUACCUUUGAAUGCAGAGCUGGCUCCUGGGCUUGACAUUCACAGCCCUGCCUGAUCUAGCCCAUGUAGCCUUCCCUGCUCCCACAUGGAUGCAGUCGCCAGCCAUGAGAUGUACAUACCCGACUCUAAAUGGUACAUUCUUGACUUGUCAAUUCUGAGCCUUCCAAAUGUCAAGACCUUGCAGGCUGCCCCCUUCCAAAAGCAAUGGAGGUCCUCCACCAACCUGGGAGCUUAGUCCAGGAUUUGAGUGCCAAGGCAGGGCUGCUCUGGGCAUUGAAAUUGAACCUCUCUUAGAGACUUAGGGACAGAGCUCAUUCUGAGUUGACUCCAGGAUCUUCUCCCAGGGACCCAGCAUUCAUCUGAUCUACAGUCUGAGCCAGAGAGGGAAAUCUAAGUGACUGACACAGGCCCCUGAGUCUCAUUCUCUCAUCCAUGACAUGGUGGUCCUGGGGACAUUUUCUUUAUGCUAUUUAUAACCCAAACUGCCUUUUCCAAAGAAGACCCCUUAAUGUUAACUAGGUCCCCUUUGUUCUGCUGAGCACCUGGAUGAAUCUGAAAAUUCAUUUAUCUGCAUAAUAGUGGGAGAAUAAUUUGGAGUUCGUGAGGUACAGUCUGGGGUGGCAGGUGGUGAGGAGGAGGGAUGAGAAAAGAGAAAAGAGAUAAAAGUCGUUAAGAUGGGGACAGAAUGAAGUUAACCAUGUACAUUCCCAAAAUGACACUUGGAAGAAAAGUGAAUGCCUCAUGUUCGUUUUAUAGUUGUACACACUGAUAUGCUGUAAAUCCUUCUCCACCUCUCCUCCUGCACAAAGAUCUCCAGGAAAGACCAUCGCACUCAUGAGUAUUUUGGCUUUGGUAGUGGGUGUGGAAUCUGGGGAGGGAGUGGAGUUUGGCAUCUGGGCCCACACAGACCACAACAGAAGGGAACCCUGGAGGAGGCAGGUUUCCAGAGCCAGAACAAAACAGGAGACUCUGGAUCCUUUGGGAAGUCACUGGAAUCUCGGGAAGGCUGUGGUCUUCCUAGAGGGUAGUGAAUGAGUGAGAUCAAACCAGCCUUGUCCAGAUCUCAAGGCAUCAGGAGGCCACAGAUACCAUUUUGUUUACACAAGUUUAAUAAAAUCUACCUUACAGGUUGUGGUGAGGAUUAAGAGAUGAUGAAUAAAAGCAUUUGAUACAUAAUGACAACAUUAUUUAAGGUGGAUUUUCCUUGUGGUUGUGACUCCUUCCAAUGCCAGAAACAAUACCAUAGAAAUGUCCAGUUUGAAGAUUUAGGUCCCAGGCAGCAUAAAAUGCUAAAGCACUGGGUGGAUCUAAGCAGGUGUUCAAAUGAUUUUAAAUCUUUUAGACUUGUAUUGUGUACGAGAGGUAGAGGGGAGAGGACCCUCUUAGUUCUUGGAAACUGUCUCCUUUGAAACAUGUCACUAAAGGCAGGACGGGCCCAAGCUGAGUUAGAGUGUGAGCCAGCCAGAUGGCAGGGAGCCCUGAAACAUCGUGGAAAUAAACCACAAACAUGCUAACUCCAGUUUCCAGGAUCAUUCUUCUCUCAUAGCUGGAGAAAUGUGCAUUGAUCCCCACACUUGGCCCUUUAGGGAAUUUUCCAAAAUCCCUUGUUGUGUUGACUCUUUUCUGGAGUGUUUUUUGAUUGAGAUAUAAUUCACAUACCAUAAAAUUUGCCUUUAAAAAUGUACAACUUAAUGUAUUUAGUAUAUUCACAAAAUUGUGCAACCAUCACUGCUAAAUUUUGCAACUUUGCAAAAUUUUUUCUUUUCCCUAAAAGAAACCCCACACCCAUUAGCAAUGACUCUCCAGCCCCCAACAACCAAGAAUCUACUUUCUGUCUCUGUGAAUUUGCCCACUCUGGACAUUGUGCCACACACGGGCUAUCAGAGCGAGCUUGGGGUCCACAGUGUCCUCUGCUGAAAUGCAGGAACCCAGUAGUUCAUGCCUUCGGGCUGCUUACCAGUAAAAAAUAAUGCCUUGUCUAGAGUUAAAACUCUUUCCUGUGCUUCCAGUAACUUAUUUUUGGAUACUCCCCAAACGAAACUAAGGAAGGAACAAAAACCGAAACAAAAUUGGGAAAUGUUUUGCUGAGUAUUUUCUGAGUACUGACUCCAUUGUGACCAUGGAAAUAAACAGGUAAGUGACUUUCUUUCUGUAUAUAGUUUUUGUUAACAGAAAAAUAAGUUUUUCCCUGACCCAGCUAGUUUAAUAUUGAACAAAGAUUGAAAGACAUCGCUCUGAAGAAAUGCCAAACCAUUUACCUCCCUGGGAACCUUGACCCUAGCAAAGACUUGCCCUAGAAAAACCCUUUUCUCCCCCUUUCCAUUGUUAAGAACUUUUACCCAAAACUUAGGAAUAAAGCUAAAAGGUGACAGCAUGUCCUUUGAGUGUCACACGGGGGGACCUAUCUAGCAGGCCCGCCCAGGACUAUCUGAUUCUCCAGGGGAAUGUCCCUGUGUUUGACUUACUGUUUACUAUUGAUUAGGGCCCAGACUCUGCAAAGUUACAUGUUAACUUGUAGAAGAUUAAGUUGUAAAUAGCUUCCUUUUGGCCCAUUAGAAAUGCAAAUGAUUUCUGUACAGUGGCAGAGAUUACACCAAAGGUUAUAGUUUAUUGUCCUGUAGGACAUUACCCUGUUUGUGUCUAAUUCAGCAAUCCUAUCCCAAGACAUUCUUUCAGUGAUGGUCUAUGGCUGUUUCUCAGAUUCUUAUUUGAACUAGCUCCACCUACCAUACUCCUUGUUCUCUCAUUAAUGAGUUAAAUUAUUCUGUGUUUUCUGUUGACUAUCUAUUUGCACGAGUCGUGUGUUUAACCUUUUCAACAUUACACUUAGAUGAAAUCUUGGGUUCUAACCACAGCCAGUGGGCAGGGACGCCCCCUGCUGACAGGGCCAUUUUAUUCAUUACACGUUAUAAGCACAAGAUUUUCAGAAGCUUCCAAAGAUACUUGGGACUUGGAAAAAAAAAAAAAGGAAAAAAAGAAAGAAAAGAAAACAGCCUUUAAAGUAUGAAAAGAAAAAUGCAAAUUUAAAAUGAGUCUACGUUUGAUUAAAAUCUACA
This is a messenger RNA of Cercocebus atys (sooty mangabey), 7541 nucleotides long. RefSeq names its product histamine receptor H2 (gene HRH2). NCBI's taxonomy places the organism in Eukaryota, Metazoa, Chordata, Mammalia, Primates, Cercopithecidae. The record is from RefSeq and is a predicted model, not a curated record. The coding region runs from base 667 to 1806 and encodes 379 amino acids. Gene Ontology annotation, molecular function: neurotransmitter receptor activity; histamine receptor activity; G protein-coupled serotonin receptor activity. Gene Ontology annotation, cellular component: membrane; dendrite. Gene Ontology annotation, biological process: chemical synaptic transmission; positive regulation of vasoconstriction; gastric acid secretion. The transcript is spliced from 3 exons.